This is a messenger RNA of Amphimedon queenslandica, 2170 nucleotides long. RefSeq lists its product as uncharacterized. Bases 17 to 2170 code for a protein of 717 amino acids. The transcript is spliced from 6 exons. NCBI's taxonomy places the organism in Eukaryota, Metazoa, Porifera, Demospongiae, Haplosclerida, Niphatidae. The record is from RefSeq and is a predicted model, not a curated record.
GCUGUACACAACAGCAAUGGCAUCAGGCCACCACAAAAAGAUUCACAAGAAGCUGUAUUCCAAGUAUGGUAGACCAGGUAGCAUUAUACAACUUGAAACGGUUCUAAUCAAAAAAUUGAACCAGCAAGAGUUUGAGCUAUUCCAGCAAAAAGUCCUUGAAGAUCCGCCGCCGACGGAAACCCGUUACGUAGAGUCUCUCUUUGUUUUGUUUAUUUCCAACACGUUUAAAAAAGAAGGUAAGUAUACAAAACUGGGGGAGAUUCUCAACAAAAUAAAAGAAAACGAGCGUUUUAAUUUUAAAAUCCUCGUUUGCCGAUUGGCGUUUCUGAAAGUACAGGGACUUAAUCCAGAUAGCGUAGAACUCUCAAAUGCUCUACUUCAACAAGGACUGGAGUCUUUCACUUCGGCAGACGCUCUGGGUCUCAUUGAUGUCAGAACCCAUCACGAUGAGCCUUACUCGGCUGGCAAUGGAUAUUGCUUCAUAGACGUACUAAUUCAAAAAUUUCUUGCGGCUGUUUUUCUAAUCUGGGAGCCCCUCAUGGUGCUCUUGGAUUUUAUAAAACAACACGUCAUAAGUCAGACCAACAAACUAACAGAAGAUGGAGGCGAGAUUGGAAGAGAUUGCAGUGAAGUCCUUACGUACGUAUUUGGACUAGCAAAAUGUGGCCUAAACGAUAGUUUAUCUGACGCUUUGCCUUCAAUCAUCCAGUUUAUGUGUCAGACUAUUGUCACUACUGAGCCUAUUAUUGAUGACAGAAUAGCACUUGUUAUUUUAGCAUGUCUUCGGCAAGCACAAGAUUUUACACUGUGCAGAAAGGUUCACCAUGAACAUUUUAAGCGGCAAAUCUUCUCAUACAAAUUUAGUUUUUUAGAUUUGACGGAUUUAGCCUAUUACUUGUCCUGUACAAGCUCAGAGCAGCAGUCGUGGACUAUAUAUUAUAGUGACAAAGUUACUGGAAAUUCCAUUUCCUCAUUUCUUGGUAGUAUCUACCAGCAAUACAAGAUAACUGUGCAUUCUAAAUUGCAGCCUGACAUCACAAUGAAAGAACAAGGAAGAAUUGUCAUUAGCAAUAGAAAUCUCGAUCACUUGAAGAGUGUUUUACUUUCAUCAGUAGCUUCUGUCCAUUCUGAUAUGUCAAUGGUACUGGGAAUGGAGGCUAUGCAAGAAGGAAUGUCACCAACUCCUCAUUUACCUUCUGCUGAUCCUUCUAGUACUCUGUCGUCCUUAGCUUCUCCUUUACCGUAUAAGUUUGGUUAUAUUUCAAAAGAGAAGUAUGAAGCAAUGCAAACCGCAGAAAACGUCAUGUAUUUUAACAUGGUCAAAGACGUCAUGGCUACUUCGCUCCAGCCUUAUUCAAAGCAACCGUUAGAGUGCCAGUAUCGUAAAGCUGACCAUAUUUGGAUCACUGGUAGUCAGUCCUUGAGACAUCACUUUUAUAAAAGUGUUCUCAUUGCACCUUAUGUCCCCAUGCACUGGGUUAAGGUCAAGCAACCUGAUGGGAAUCCUGAGCUGGAAGCAAAAUAUGAAAGAAGAGCAAAUGAUGAGAUGUCAUUACCUACAGUCUCGCCUGAGACUUCAGAAAUAGUUCUUCUUAAUUCUCAUCGCUACACUCAAAUAGCAAUCACCACUUUAACGGGUGAACAAUCAGUAAUUUCUUUAUAUAAUAAUUCAGAGGAGGCUGAACCCCCUGGUUUUAUCGGCUGCGAUUAUCUAGCGCCUAGUCAUGAGUUAAAAGGGAAGGUUCUCUGGAAGGAACUCAAACCGUUUGAUAUUGUGAAAGAUGAGAGAGUCGGAAGAGAGUUACCACUUCCCUCAAAGAGAGGGACUGAGUCUGGGGACAUGACAGCAACCACUGCAUCUAAAGCUUUGGAUGAGGAUCCUGACAGGUUUAAACCAUCUACUCGACCAACCAGUUCAGUUUAUGAUACGACUAAGAGUACAGCUGGUGGUAUCCGUCCACUAGGUGUGACUACCGCCAACGAGCAACAGAUUAAGAGACAGGCUUUAGAGGCUUUUGAUACUGCUGGUCAAUGCUUUUAUGGUGAUAAUAUUAAAUUCUUCAGUGGAAAGGUUUAUACACAACCUAAUGCAUUACCAGGAGCAAGAGUGUUGAGGGAAGGAGGGAAUGGACUUAUAUUAGAGAUAUAUUAUGAAGGCAUAAGCUUGUAA